CACUAGUACUUCUUUAGAGAAGAAAAAAUCAAAAACUCACAAGUCUCAUAAAGUAAAAGAUACGGACACACCUCCUUUAGUAUCAGUUCCUACUUCCAAAAAGGAAAAGCAAAGUUUAAAGCCCCUGUCACAGAAUGAACAAUCCCGCUUAGAAAAAAUUAUUGAAAAAAUUAUUGAGAAGGUGCUUAAUGAAAAGUUUGGCACUAUUACAACUGCCCCUUUUCAACCAGAAGCUGAAAUUUCUAAAAUACCAGCUGAUUCUGAGGAUGAUGAGUAA
Messenger RNA from Dentiscutata erythropus, 277 nucleotides. NCBI's taxonomy places the organism in Eukaryota, Fungi, Glomeromycota, Glomeromycetes, Diversisporales, Gigasporaceae. The record is from the annotation of a GenBank genome assembly.